UAGAGAUUAAACAGUCCUAACACUGAACCUCUGUUAGAGACUAAACAGUCCUAACAACACAAACUCUCUCCCUCCCUAUCUCUGUGUGUGUUUGUGUGUGUGUGACAGGCUUCUCCCUUAACUGGAAACAGCAACACCCAGAGACAUGACACUGAUGAGAUGACAAGACAAAUCCCUGCUCAGGAGAAAUCAUUCCCGAAUGGGACACAAUGAAAAUAGAUCGCGGAAUGAAAUAGCCCAGUUAAACCAGGAAGUUGUCUCUCUCUCGGAAAGCAGGAAGCAGCGUGGGCUGGCCUGUCUCUCUGCGUCACCGCCUGCGUCACAUGCCAGGAGGGGGUUCUCCAGUGACUAUAAGGCGGCGUAGCGGAGCAGUCUGCCACAGACAAGGGGAAGAAAGGCUGCGGCUGGUACGGACGGUGCUGUCUGGCUGCAAUAGAAACAAAAGCGAGCGGUCUGUUCGAGCAUAAAGCGGAAUUGUGUCCCUUGGAUUAUACAUCGUUACUCUAAUGGUGAUCGGAUACCCGGGUUAUUGAUCAGGUCCAUGCUAGCUUGAGCCAUGAGCGGUCUACUGAAGAGGAAGUUUGAGGAGGUCUAUGAUGAGGACCAGUGCUACUCCUCGUCCUCCUCCCGGUCGUCCUCAGCUUACUCCGGGUGGGACUCGGAGGGCGAGAGCUGCUACUCAGACACCCUUGACUCAACACCCAGCAACCCUGGCUCUCCAGACACACAUUGCAACACCAAGUCCAUCCUGAAGAAGGCUAAGUGUGAACGGCUAGUGCGGGGCAACGUGACCUUUGACAUGGUGACAGUGUUUGUCUUCCCACGGUGCCAGGGCUUUAGCAGCGUGCCCAGUAGAGGGGGCUGUUCCCUGGGCAUGAUGCAGCGCCACAGCGCCUUCCGCAGGUACACCCUGGAUGAGUACGCUGUGGAGCAACACACCCUCCGUCGGGAGAAACUCCUCGACCGCCUCCGAGAGGAGAAACUGGACGCUCUCAAACAGAAACUGACUAAGGGAGGCACGGUGGAGUCUGAGGAGGCUGACUGCCUCACCAUCGAAGACAUCCCAGAGGACGAGAUGGACAUUAGCAGCUGUAACCUAGACGAUGGCUCCUUCCUCCACCCCUACCCCUCCAAGAGGAGACAUGCCCUGCUGAAGGCUGCGGGGGUGAAGGUGGAGAAGGAGGAGAAGAGACAGCUGCAGCAGCUCAGAGUGUCCAGGGAGGACUGUGGGUGUGACUGCCAGGGUUUCUGUGAGCCAGAGACCUGCGCCUGCAGCCUGGCAGGCAUCAAGUGUCAGAUGGACCACUCGUCAUUUCCCUGCGGCUGCACUAAGGAUGGCUGCGGUAACCAGGAAGGUCGUAAAGAGUUCAACUCCAGCCGGGUUCAGACCCACUACAUCCACACCAUCAUGAAGCUAGAGCUGGAGAAGAGACUGGAGGAGACGUCUGGACCAGAGGAAGAGGACCCGGGAGAGACCGCCUUCUACUUCAGCUCAGAGCUGGCAUCGGUCGGGGAGAACAGCUGUACCAGUGACAUGACAGACUCCUCUGCCUCCUCGGGGGGGAGUGAGGACUCAGAGGAAGGGGCGGAGUUGGGCCGGGAGGACGAUGUGGAUGAAAACGGACUGAGCCGCAUCCUCAGCGACAACGACUAUAACGUAAACAACUACGUUGUUAAUGACAACCGCUGUUGCCCCGAGCAAUGGCUACAGCAGCAGCAGGCAUCGUCCAUGACGACAACAACAGAGAUGUUGGGAGGGUUUAGCACAUCAGACUUCCCAGAGGAGAAUGACAAUCUAGAGGUGCACACAGACAACCGGGCCAUGGCCAUAUCACUGUUAGGUGAUACCGCUAACCAAGGCAACGGUCUGUUCCACCACAGCAGCUGCAGAAUCUCUAACCCCUCAUCUCCCUCCGUAGACUGCCCCAACGCCCUCUCUCCCUCCGUAGACUGCCCCAACGCCCUCUCUCCCUCCGUAGACUGCCCCAACGCCCUCUCUCCCUCCGUAGACUGCCCCAACGCCCUCUCUCCCUCCGUAGACUGCCCCAACACCCCAUCCCCCUCAGUAGAUGGCACCGCUGCCAGCUACAUGGACCUCUGCCUGUCCUCAGAGUCUGACCUGGAGUUCUUUGAUGGUUUCUGUCUGGGUCCUUCCUCUCUCUACAACUCCCUAAAGGAAUACCAACACAUGGACAGCUUCUUUCACUUCCAGUUGCCUAGUUACGCCAGCAGCCAAUCACAGGCCAUCGACCCCGGGACCUGCCUCCUGGAGUCUCUGAUUGGUCUGCCAGAAUCUGACCCAGAACCCCCUGUAACGUUCACAGACAAUCAGCGGUUGGAAGAAGCUGUCAGGGGUUAACUAUCGGGACCUGAACCGCCAACUGUGUUCUGGACUAUGUAGUGAAUUAGGGGGGGAUGGGGGUCAGUGUAAACAGACUGCUGUUGGAAGAAGCUGUGAUUUCUCUCUUGCCUUCCAAUUGUUCGCAAAGCAGUUGGUAAUUAUCGCUUUAUAAAAUGGCAGCUACCGUUUCAGUUGGUAAUUAUCGCUGUAUGAAAUGGCAGCUAACGUUUCAGUUGGUAAUUAUCGCUGUAUGAAAUGGCAGCUACCGUUUCAUAAAAGUGAGAUUAAAAUAAGUAAUUUUCUACAUUGUAGAAAUAAUAGGGAAGACUCAUGAUACCUAUGAAAUAACACGUGUUGUGUUUUAUAUGUCGCUAAAUGUCAACCUCAGAAACCAAGAACAGUACAGCUGGGUAUUCAUUAAUACUCUGGGAAAACACCUAUAACUGUUAUCUACAUAUUAUUAUUUUAAUGUCUUUUAUGAUUUUCUAUUUAUUUUCAGAUAAAAACGUACUAAAGCUAUGCUGAAGCAGCACCGUGGCUUGAUAUUUAUAACCUGGAACUGCAAUCUUUCCUCAUGUGUCCCAAAUGGCACACUAUUCCCUAUGUAGUACCCUACUUCCCAUAGGGCUCUGGUCUAAAAUAGUGCACUAUAUAGGGAAUAGGGUGCCAUUUGAAACUUAAUCCGUAUUAGACAUAGUCGGCAAUAUGGGAUUAUAGAAAAGACCAUUGGGAAACAUUUUGGUUAAAUUAUUUUAGUAGUUUGAUCUAAUUUAUGACAUGUUGGGCAAUAAGAGAUCGGUGUUUACUCAGGGGGGCUAUGGCCUAAUCAUUCCCUAAACCCUACGCCAUUGUGGAGAUCUGAGGUGAUUUUGAUUGGUAUAAGCAAUAUAACGAAACUUCCACCUAGCCUAUCAGAGCGCAAGGGAGAGCUAUUACCAUAUGGACUGCAUCGGUCAGAUCCAAUCAGCUCUCCACACGUGUAGGGUUGAGGGGUCGAUUCGGCCAACGUCACAGUGCUUCUGUUUUGAGCUGUGGGACUGUACUGUGUUCCUAUUUUAUAAAUCAAAAUGUAGAAUUCUGGCUCUGCUGCAGAUACUGCUAUCUAUAAUGUUACCAUAGAGAAUCACUCUAUUUUAUUAACCAUUUGUGUAGAUUGAAAGAAUUCUAAAUCUGUGUCACGGAAAUAAUUUUAUUGAGAAAAUGCAAAUUGUGUAUUUUUUUAAAAAAUAUUGAAAUCUUUGUAAUAGAUAAAUAUAGACUUAUUAUGAAAGCUUUUGCUUUCCAGUAUUUUUCAUAUGAACUAUGAAAUGGCACUAAAACAAGAUGGAUUAGAAGAGUAUCCAUAUGGUUGGUGACUGAGACGACGUGAUGCAUUUAUGCAGAAAGACUCAGUUGUGUGUUUGCCUCAUUAAGUCCUUAAGCAGACCUCAUUUGUUUACGUGGAGAUCAUCUCAUUGGAAAAAACCCAAAGCCACGAACAGAACACAGCUUCUCUGGUGGAAAUGCAGCUAAAUAAAGACAUGGCAACUAGGGGUAUUUAUUACAUUCCUGAAUGGAGAGCAAACCAGAGCAGUUUUUCAUCGUCACUCUGACCGUUUUUAAAAAGCUGUUCAUUUUAUCCAAGUCCCUUUUUUGGACAGUUUGUCCUUUUUUAUUUUAACUUUUUCUUAAAUGCUUGACUUUGUACAUCUUGGUCUCUUCCCAUUCUGUUCUUUAGUGUUCAACCCCAUCAGAUUUGUACUCCUUUACCGUAGCUUGGUCUUUCUGUUGGUCAGUUGAUGCUUCGCCUUUUAUAACCCAACAAACAGAAAAUAAAUGUUUUUUUUAACUGCA
Messenger RNA from Oncorhynchus gorbuscha (pink salmon), 4174 nucleotides. RefSeq names its product cysteine/serine-rich nuclear protein 1-like. The record is from RefSeq and is a predicted model, not a curated record. The transcript is spliced from 6 exons. NCBI's taxonomy places the organism in Eukaryota, Metazoa, Chordata, Actinopteri, Salmoniformes, Salmonidae. The coding region runs from base 557 to 2359 and encodes 600 amino acids. Gene Ontology annotation, cellular component: nucleus. Gene Ontology annotation, biological process: regulation of transcription by RNA polymerase II. Gene Ontology annotation, molecular function: sequence-specific DNA binding; DNA-binding transcription factor activity, RNA polymerase II-specific.